Messenger RNA from Frieseomelitta varia, 598 nucleotides. Its product is annotated as diacylglycerol kinase theta-like. NCBI's taxonomy places the organism in Eukaryota, Metazoa, Arthropoda, Insecta, Hymenoptera, Apidae. Gene Ontology annotation, molecular function: ATP-dependent diacylglycerol kinase activity. Gene Ontology annotation, biological process: intracellular signal transduction; diacylglycerol metabolic process; lipid phosphorylation. Bases 1 to 573 code for a protein of 190 amino acids. The record is from RefSeq and is a predicted model, not a curated record. The transcript has 2 exons.
AUGAUGCUUGCGAUGAUUUCAGUAUGCGAGUACUUCGUGCACACGGAGUGCCAGGACUUUGCCGUGGCAGAUUGCAAGGAGAACGCCACGUAUUUACCUGGGAAGGACUUGGCGCAGGUAAAACACACUCAUCACUGGCGAGAAGGUAAUCUUCCCAGCAGUUCGAAAUGCGCUGUCUGCAAGAAAAAUUGUUUUUCUGCCGAGUGCCUUUCCGGGUUUCGUUGCGAGUGGUGCGGCAUGACGUUGCACUCUUAUUGUUAUAAAAAUAUUCCACAAGAAUGCACCUUUGGAAACUUGGAACCAAUCUACUUACCACCGCAUGCAGUCAGCAUUCCACGUACGGAAGUUCCCAUGGAGGCCAUCAUCGGUGUCCAAGUGCGUCGCAAAGAGGUUUUGGCGCGUGAGUAUUCCUGCCGUAAGUGUCUAUUGUACAAAUAUACGUUUCGAAUAUCGAUUAGGGAAUGUGUAACACGUGACCGGAUGAUAGACGGAAGUAGUGGAAUGAAGUUAUGUUCACGUACGUGUACUGUAAAUAUGCCUAUCAUAUCUAUACAUAUGUAUCUCUUGAAUUGAUAUUAUCGAUACCCUGUCGAUUUCU